Telopea speciosissima is the source of this 1498-nucleotide messenger RNA. RefSeq names its product formin-like protein 8. Gene Ontology annotation, molecular function: actin filament binding. Lineage: Eukaryota; Viridiplantae; Streptophyta; Magnoliopsida; Proteales; Proteaceae. The coding region runs from base 13 to 1446 and encodes 477 amino acids. The transcript is spliced from 2 exons. Gene Ontology annotation, biological process: actin nucleation; actin cytoskeleton organization. The record is from RefSeq and is a predicted model, not a curated record.
CCAUUACCGCCAAUGAAAAAUCCACCACCUCCUCCUCCACCGCCAACUCCGGUGAAAAAAGGUAUACAAUCACCACUGAAGCAUUUCCAUUGGGAUAAGGAGAAACCCGAUAAGGAUCAUUCCAUGGUGUGGGACAUGUUAAACAACGGUGGUUCAUUCUGUCUUGACGGUGAUCUCAUGGAAGCUCUGUUUAGUAAUGCUGCAACCAAUUCGAAACUCCCUGGAAGAAGUGGAGAAUCAUCUGAUCGGGUCUUCAUUUUAGAUCCCCACAAAUCUCAAAACAUAGCGAUAAUCCUUAGAUCUCUUGCCAUAUCUCGUCAAGAGAUCCUCAAUGCCCUCUUAGAGGGCCGUAGCCUUGAUACUGAAAACCUCGAAAAACUGAACAAAAUCGCUCCAACCAAAGAAGAAGAAACCAAAAUUCUUGAAUUCAAUGGGGAUCGAACAAAACUUGCAGAUGCUGAAUCCUUCCUCUUCGGCAUCCUCAAUGUUAUUCCCUCUGCUUUCACCCGUCUAGAUGCCCUGUUCUUCAGGUCAAACUACGACCGUGAAAUCAUACAAGUAAAGGAAUCUCUACAAACUUUGGAAUUGGCUUGCAAGGAGCUCAGAAUUCGUGGGCUCUUCGUGAAACUUCUUGAAGCGAUCCUCAAGACAGGCAAUAUUAUGAACGCAGGAACUGCCAGAGGCAAUGCACAAGCCUUCAAUCUCACGGCAUUGCGAAAGCUCUCCGAUGUGAAAAGCACCGAUGGAAAGACUACCCUUCUUCACUUUGUAGUGGAAGAGGUAGUCCGGUACGAAGGGAAACGUUGUCUGAUGAACCAUAACCACAGCCGUAGCAGCAUUAGCAAUAUGGACAGUGGGGUCAGCUCACAGAGUGCCGGAGCGAAAGAAGAAAGGAGGAGGGAGUAUAUAAAGCUUGGGUUACCGGUGGUCGGAGGACUCAGUGUUGAGUUCUCAAACGUGAAGAAAGCAGCCAGAAUAGACUACGAUGCCUUCGCCCAGGUAUGCCCUGCUCUCAGAGCCCGGAUGGCUGAGAUUAGGGAGUUCUUGGGGCAGUCCAGCAUGAGUGAUCGAGGUGGGUUUGUGAGAGACAUGAAAGGAUUCUUAGAGGUUGCGGGAGAAAAGCUUGAUGUUGUGGAAGAAGAGCAGACAAGGGUGAUGUUGCUUGUGAAGAGAACUAAACUGUUUUACCAAUCAGGGGCUUCCAAGGCUGAAGGGGUUCCUCCACUCGAGAUAUUUGAGAUAGUUAAAGAUUUCUUGGAUAUGGUGGAUCGGGCUUGCGUAGACAUCGCUCGGAAUCAGAAGAAGAAGAAGGUGGAAAACACGGGAUCAUCUUUACCGGUGAAAAGGGUCCCAGUGAGAUUCCAAAACUUGCCGGAGCAUUUCUUUAUGGAAAAAUCAAGCCCAUGGACCUCACCUUCCAGUGAGUCAGACGGUGGUGGUUCCUGAUGAAACCCUUGGCCGGAGGAAAAUUUGAUCACUGUACAGUGUACAUAUACAC